Messenger RNA from Ochlerotatus camptorhynchus, 1415 nucleotides. RefSeq names its product basic salivary proline-rich protein 2. Gene Ontology annotation, molecular function: transcription coregulator activity. Gene Ontology annotation, biological process: regulation of transcription by RNA polymerase II. The transcript is spliced from 7 exons. NCBI's taxonomy places the organism in Eukaryota, Metazoa, Arthropoda, Insecta, Diptera, Culicidae. The coding region runs from base 86 to 1330 and encodes 414 amino acids. The record is from RefSeq and is a predicted model, not a curated record. Gene Ontology annotation, cellular component: transcription regulator complex.
CAAGCACAGCUGCAAUAUUUUCCAUUUAUUUUGCAUUUUUCCAUUGCAAAAUUUUUCGAAUCAUCUCCGUCCGGGUUCGGGGAUCAUGAGUGCAAAAAAGUAUCUUAAAACGGUGCCUCCACAGCCACCAGCUCAACCUGUGGUCAAGACCGAAAAGGAGGAGCAACUCUGGAACGCCCUCAAGCGACACAUCAUGAGGGAACGCGAACGCAAGAAACAGGAGCUGGAAGCUGAAGUCGAAGAGGAACGUCUCCGAAAAGAACGAGAGGCUCGUGAAAAACAAGACGUCAUGACCCUGGGUGAAACCAAGGAGCAAAUACAGAUGCUGGAAAAACAACUGCAGGAGCUGCGCAACGAGAAGCAGCAGCUGUUUCUCCAAUUGAAGAAGGUCCUUAACGAGGACGACAAUCGGAAGCGUCAAAUGAAAGAGUCCGUAGAGAUGUUUGCAAUUCAUAAUAUUCCACAACCGCAGAUUUUCCUGCCACAACGGACGCCAACUGCUAUGCCUCCUCAUCAGCAGCAUUUGAUACACAAGAGCACACCACCGGUAAAUGUGGCCAAACGCACGCACAGCCCUUCGUCGCAAGGAUACUACAAACAGUCGAACGCUAGUCAAGCGUAUCCACCCCAACAGCCUCAGAAACUCGAGGAGGGCAGACGAGGCCCGGGUGAAGUGGCCCGUGCCGUUCUGUGGAACAAGUCGCAGUAUUGCCCUCCGGGAACGCUUUUCUAUCCGAGCAAUCCGCCACCCCCGCCAAAUCCGCAGGACAAUCGUCAACCACAACCGCAAAUCAUCUAUCCGCCCUAUCAGGGCAACUUGGCGAUGCCGAUUCGUCAGUCCUAUCACGUCGAUAUACCCCCACAGCAAGGUCCUCCACCUCCUGCUCCACAAAAGGCACCCGAGUUGGGAAAAGCAGGUCCUGGUCCAGGUAACGUGUAUCACAUUACGCUCGACCAGCAGGGAAUGCCUCAGCCGCCACAAAAUCCGGGGCCACCACCGCAGCUGAAAGCUAUCACCAUUGAAAAGAUUUCACAGGAUCGUUGUGUUCCAUACCACAUCGAGCUGAAGCACGAUGAUCGUAAGGAUCUGCGUCAACCUCAGCCACCUCCUCAACAGCCGCCUCCACAGACGGGCCAUUUGCCGGAAGGAAUAGUCUACAAUUCGGCUCUCCGCCCGGGAGGUAUUCCGAUGCACGCGAUCGCUUCCAACCAACAAAUGCCGAAAGGUGGCAGCAUUACACAGGGUUAUCCGCCAGCUAGACCGCCUCCAAUCUCCAAUCCACAACAGCCACAACCGCCGCAGAUUCACUAUCAGAGACAUCGCUACUAGAUGGUAGGCCGAGGGCAUGUGUGGUAGCAUAAGAUUAAAGAUUAUAGAGGUAUACAAACGGACAUUCGGAUUUGAGACAAUGAUU